Carassius auratus (goldfish) is the source of this 2710-nucleotide messenger RNA. It is a transcript of the gene gpr39, whose product is annotated as G protein-coupled receptor 39. Gene Ontology annotation, molecular function: G protein-coupled receptor activity. The coding region runs from base 464 to 1726 and encodes 420 amino acids. Gene Ontology annotation, biological process: G protein-coupled receptor signaling pathway. The record is from RefSeq and is a predicted model, not a curated record. NCBI's taxonomy places the organism in Eukaryota, Metazoa, Chordata, Actinopteri, Cypriniformes, Cyprinidae. Gene Ontology annotation, cellular component: membrane. The transcript has 2 exons.
CAACAUGAGGAAGAGUAAAUGCUGACAGAAAGAUUUUCUCUCUGUGAAACACACUGAAGUAUGUACUGUGACUGUGACUUGUGUAAACACACACAGCGCUCGAGGAUCAGGACACACCCUCGUGUCGUAAAGCAUCAUGUGACUAAUAGUUCCCGCUCAAAUAGCGAGGCGAGGCUCAGAUCACGGCAGUGUCUCGCACCGUCUCCGAGUUCAUUUCUCAAACUCUAAUCCUUAACGGACAGAGCUUCAACACGAGCGGAGGAAGAGACGAGGCUAAAGCACAGACGAACACCACCGAGCCCAGGUGAGACGCUCCGAUCUUCAUCAUGAAGGAUUCAUGGCCUUUCUGUUUCAAGUCAAACGCUGUGAUUCUGUGCUUUGUGGGUUUGAUGAUUAACAGUGCUGAUAACGGAGCAGAUAAGCAGAACUAAAGUCAAUACGUCCACACAGAGAGACUGACAUCAUGGAGGAGAACAAGGAAGUGCAAAGAGACUGGAAAAAACUGGAGCCGAGUCUGGAUGUGAAGAUCUUCCUCACGGUGCUGUACUGCCUCAUCCUCGUCCUGGGGAUCCUGGGAAACAGCGUCACCAUCCACGUGGCCCAGGUGCUCCAGCGGAAGGGAUACCUGCAGAAGAGCGUGACGGAUCACAUGUUGAGUCUGGCCUGCUCUGAUCUGCUGGUGCUGUUGAUCGGGAUGCCCGUGGAGCUCUACAGUGCCAUCUGGUUCCCCUUCUCGUCCUCCUCCGGAGACGCCGCCUGCAGGAUCUACAGCUUCCUGUUCGAGGCCUGCAGCUACGCCACCAUCCUCAACGUGGCCUCGCUGAGCUUCGAGCGCUACCUGGCCAUCUGUCACCCGUUCCGCUAUAAAGCUCUGUCCGGCAGCCGCACCACGAAGCUGCUUCUGUCCGCGUGGAUCUGCUCGGUGCUCGUGGCUCUGCCGCUGCUCGUGGCCACAGGGACCGAGGGGUACGUCCCCGAGGGCCGCCGGACACCGGUGCAGAACCUGACCUUCUGCACCAACCUGAGCCAGCACUGGGUCAUGUACCGCACCAGCAUCUUCACCGCGUUCACGCUCUAUCUGCUCGUCCUGGGCGCCGUGGCCUUCAUGUGCAGAUCCAUGAUCGCUGUUCUCCGGGCCCCGAUGGGACCCAACGAAUCUGAUGCCAACGGAGCUGGACCCAAACACGAGAACGCACGGCUGAAAGCGUCACGCAAACAGACCAUCCUCUUCCUCGUGCUGAUCGUCUGCGCUCUGCUCGUGUGCUGGAUGCCCAAUCAGAUCCGCAGGCUGAUGACGGCGGCGGUGCCCAAGUCUGCGUGGACCGUGAGUUACCUGCGCAGCUACGUGAAGCUCAAUCCGGUGGCCGACAGCUUCUUCUACCUGAGCUCGGUGCUGAACCCGCUGCUGUAUAACCUGUCCUCGCGCCAGUUUCGCUCGGCGUUCCUGCAGACGCUCCUGUGCCGUCUGUCACUGCAGCACAUCAACAGAAGGACGCUGGAGAGCAGCCUGGCCUCCAAGAGCUCCAGAAACACCACUCGACCCCUGCUGCGCCGGUCACUAGACCGCAUACGGACGCUUACCAGCGACAGAUCGACUCCUCCACCAUCAGGAGAGAGACAAAACCCUCCGAACCCCACUGACAGACCACCACACACAGACCCGCUGACCUCUGACCCACAGGAGGACGAGAUAAACCAACCUACUGCACUGCCUAACACUAACUGAUGAACAAACCAGCUGGAGAAGACUAUAGACCACCGUAGACCACUGUAGACCACUGUAGACCACGGCAGAGUAUUUAAGUCCUACAUAUUAACUCAAGGGUCCUGCAGAAGGGAAUCUGUGCUAAAUCUGUUUGUGUCAACAUCAAUGACCGUUGGACAUUUACUGUAUUUUAAUAAAGCACUAUUUAUAGAAACCCUGUGAAGAAAAAAAACUGAGCAAAAGAUAAAUCAAAAUAUGACAAGACAACAAGAAUCACAUUCAGAGCCAAAUUGAGAGUUUGCAAUGCAGGACAUGAGGCUCAUCAAAGUCUGAAAUAAGAGCCCAAUGAAACCAGAACAAGCUCAGUAUUACAAUACAGGCCACAUUAAACCAGUUCUGUGCUCAGACUAGAUGUUUUAUUACCAUCACCUAUAACCUUCACUAGUGACUGUCCUGAGCUGUCACUCAUGUCACAAAAACACACAAAAAUAUCGAUAAGUGACACCAUGAUCAGCAGUGCAGCGAUUGGCUGGCAGCAAGACAGCAACGUAAUGACAUCAUGUAGUUAGAAAAAGACACCUGACGAAAAACUUUUUUUCCAGACAAAUUUCUGGAAUUUUAUAAAGAAACAGCUAAGCGAACAAAACAACAUAAAUGUUAUAAUAAAUAAAUGAAAUGUGGACUGUUUUUUUUUUUUUUUUUUUUUUUUUACAUGAUUCCCAAUCAUUUAUAUUCACAACUUGUAAUGUUUGUACAGGCUUUACAUUUUUAUUUCAGUGUAGUAAUUAAUUUAUAUUUCAAAUUAAAUGUUAUAUUUGAACAGAUCUGUUACAUGACAGCAUUAAUUAAAGUCUCUUAAUGUUAAGGGUCAAGAUCAUGUUAUCUGCGGGUUCGCGAAUCAUUUGAGUCAGUUCGGGAAUCGCAAAUCAUUUGAAUCGGUUCGGGAGUUCGUAGCGGGUUCGCGAAUCAUUUGAGUCAGUUUGGGAGUUCGGAGCGGGUUCACAA